AUGGCCCUCCGCCGCGCGUGGCCGCGGAUGACUGCCGCUCCCCAGGAGGCCGCCGCCGUCGACGCCCUGAUCCUCUUCACUCUGGUGGAUCCUGGCGUCAACUCCGCCCUUGUUGAGAAGUGCCGCGAGGCGAACGUCAGACAGUUCGACAUGUGGACGAAGCUGCUCGACGUGCUGGAGGACUACCUUGACGAGCGUCGCGCGGGGCGGCCCGGGCGGAAGCAGCGGGUCGACGAGCAGUACGACAAGAUGAUCGAGUGCAUCGAGUUCUCGAGGCAGGAGGACGACGGCGUCAACCCGAAGCGGUGGCACGAGGCGCACCUGCUGCUCCUGGGCCCGUCCAGGUCGGGCAAGACGCCGCUGUCGUUCUACCUGGCCCAGCGCGGCUACAAGGUCGCCAACUACCCACUGGUGCCCGGCGAGAGCCCGCCCAAAGAGCUGAUGGAGAUAGAGCAGAGCAAGAUCGUGGCCCUGACGAUCAACCCCCAGAGGCUAUCGGCGAUACGGUCUACCCGCAUGAAGGGGCUGAACAUGAAGGCGUCGUCAAACUACGCAGCUCUGAGCUCGCUCAAGAAGGAGUUGCAGUGGUGCCACGACCUCUACAGGAAGCACGGCUGGCCCGUCCUGGACACCACCGACGCGGGCAUCGAGGAGAACGCGGCCGAGAUCAUGCGGCUGAUGGACGCCCGCGCUGGCGGCCCCGUGAAGAACGCGGUCACCGAGUCCUACGGGAAGAUCAGCCCCUCUUGCAUGUGA
Messenger RNA from Prorocentrum cordatum, 756 nucleotides. Lineage: Eukaryota; Dinophyceae; Prorocentrales; Prorocentraceae. The record is from the annotation of a GenBank genome assembly.